AUGGAGGACUACUCGGCCGCCCUGCAGCACCAGCAGCACUACCUGGAGCUGGCCUGUUCCCUGUCCAACCACAUUGAGGUGCAGAGGGCUUGGGCCACCAUUGGCCGCACCCACCUGGACGUCUAUGACCACAGCCAGUCGCAGGAGGCCUUGCUGCAGGCUCGAGCUGCCUUUGAAAAGAGCUUGGCUAUUGUGGAUGAGAAGCUGCACAGGACGUUGCCCAAGCGAGAGCUGAGUGAGAUGCGGGCCCGACUCUACCUCAACCUGGGCCUCACCUUCGAGAGUCUGCGGCAGACGGCCCUGUGCAACGACUACUUCAAGAAGAGCAUCUUUCUUGCUGAGCAGAACCACUUGUACGAGGACCUGUACCGUGCCCGCUACAACCUGGGCGCCAUCCACUGGCGUCAGGGGCAGCACUCCCAGGCUAUGCGCUGUCUGGAGGGGGCCCGGGAGUGUGCGCGCACCAUGCGGAAGGGCUUCAUGGAGAGCGAGUGCUGCGUCCUCAUCUCACAGGUUCUCCAAGACCUGGGUGAUUUUCUGGCUGCGAAGAGAGCGCUGAAGAAGGCCUACAGGCUGGGCUCCCAGAAGCCUUUGCAGAGGGCGGCUGUGUGCCAGACCCUCAAGUAUGUGCUGGCGGUGGUCCGGCUGCAGCAGCAGUUGGAGGAGUCCGAGAGCAGUGACCCUCAGAGCGCCAUGGGCAUCUGUGAGCAGCUGGGGGACCUGUUCUCCAAGGCAGGCGACUUCCCCAAGGCGGCGAAGGCCUACCAGAAGCAGCUGGACUUUGCGGAGCGGCUGGACAGGCCGGGGCCCGAGCUGGCCGUCAUCCAUGUGUCCCUGGCCGCCACCCUGGGAGACAUGAAGGACCCCCGUGGGGCUGUGCACCACUAUGAAGAGGAGCUGAGACUGCGUGAGGGCAACGCCCUGGAGGAGGCCAAGACCUGGCUGAACAUUGCCCUGUCCCGCGAGGAGGCCGGUGACACCUAUGAGGAGCUGGCACCAUGCUUCCAGAAGGCUCUCGGCUGUGCCCAGCAGGCUCAGCGGCCCCAGUUGCAGAGGCAGGUCCUGCAGCACCUCCACACAGUGCAGCUGCGGCUGCAGCCCCAGGAGGCUCCUGGCACUAAAGCCAGGCUCCAGGAGCUGCGUGUGGACCAGGACGAGGAGGAGGAGGAGGAGGACGGGGAAGGGGAGGAGGCCAGUGACACCAUGGAGGCCAGCGAGGUGGAGCUCUCAGACAGCGAGGGCGAGAGCCAGUCCCAGGACCUGGAGGAGGAGGAGGAGCUGCGGGGCUGCCUGGGCCGGCAGCAGGUGAACAAGUGGAACCGGCGCAACGAUGUGGGGGAGACCCUGCUGCACCGAGCCUGCAUCGAGGGCCAGCUGCGCCGUGUCCAGGACCUUGUGCGGCAGGGUCACCCCCUGAGCCCUCGGGACUACUGUGGUUGGACACCCUUGCACGAGGCCUGCAACUACGGGCAUCUGGACAUCGUCCGCUUCCUGCUGGACCACGGGGCCGCCGUGGACGACCCGGGCGGCCAGGGCUGCGAGGGCAUCACUCCCCUGCACGAUGCUCUCAACUGCGGCCACUUUGAGGUGGCUGAGCUGCUCAUUGAACGGGGGGCGUCGGUCACCCUCCGCACCAGGAAGGGCCACAGCCCGCUGGAGACGCUGCAGCAGUGGCUGAGGCUGUACCACCGGGACCUGGACCGCGAGACACGAGAGAAGGCUGGCGCCAUGGAGAGGAGGCUGAGGGAGGCCUCCUCGGGCCGAGCUCCCCACAGCCCCCUGGCUCCCCGGAGCCUCCCAAGUGACCAUCUAUUUGACCCUGAGACCUCUCCUUCCUCGAGCCCCUGCCCAGGGCUCCCAGAGGCCUCUCAGGCCAGUGCCAGGGUCUGCGAGGCACAGGCAGUGCCGGCUGUGGCCAGGCCGCGGAGGAGCAGGCACCAGCUGGCCAGCAGCAGCAGCUCGGAGGGUGAGGACAGUGGGGGCCCACCUGGAGCCCCCCAGAAGAGGCCUCGGCACUCCGCUCCAGCACAGCGAGCCGGGGCCUGCACGCUUGGCCGUGUCAACAAUAGGAAGGUGGCAGCAGCUGGCCGGGCAGCCUACUGGGCAGCCAUUCGAGGAGUGGGCAGUGCCCAGAGCUGCCGCCCCAAGCCUGGCCCACCUCGGGGCCCGGGUGAGGCCCCCACUCCCAUGGCAGCGCUGAUCCCUGAGGAGGAGUGUCUGGCCGGGGCCUGGCUGGAAGAUGACUCGCUGCUGACCCAGGGCCGCCGCCCACCCCACCCCCAGAGCCGUGGGUACAGGACCAGGCGCAGUGCCUCGGAGUCCAGCAGUGACGAGAGUCCUGUCAGGCCACGGGCCCAGGCCAGGCAGAGCCAGCUGCCCCGUCUCAGGAGUUGGAGUGCCGCGGUCCGAGCAGGUGCAGACGGCAGCUCACUCGGCUAUCCCUCUGCCCCCUUCCAGGGGCCGGUCCUGCCUCCUACCAUCCGGGUUCGAGUUCGCGUUCAGGAUAACCUUUUCCUCAUCCCCGUCCCACACAGCAAGGAGGCCCACUCUGUGGCCUGGCUGGCCGAGCAGGCCGCCCAGCGCUACUACCAGGCCUGCGGGCUGCUGCCCAGGCUCACACUACGAAAGGAGGGGGCCCUGCUGGCCCCGCAGGAUCCCAUCCCCGAUGUGCUGCAGAGCAAUGAGGAGGUGUUGGCUGAAGUGACCUCAUGGGACCUCCCCCCGCUGACCGACCGUUACCGCAGGGCCUGCCAGAGCCUGGAACAGGGGGAGCACCCGCAGGUGCUGCAGGCCAUGGAGCGCCAGGGUGUGGGCCCCUUGUUCAGCGCCUGUUCCCUCGCCCUGCGCCAGGCCCAGCUCACCCCCUUGCUUCGGGCCCUCAAGCUGCACUCGGCACUCCGGGAGCUGCGCCUGGCAGGGAACCGGUUGGGGGAUGGCUGUGCCACUGAGCUGCUGGCUGCCCUGGACACUUUGCCUGGCCUGACCCUCCUCGACCUCUCUUCCAAUCACCUGGGCCCUGAAGGCCUUUGCCAGCUUGCCUCCGGUUUGGUGGGAAAAGCCACCCUGCAGAACUUGGAGGAGCUAGACUUAAGCAUGAACCCCCUCGGGGAUGGCUGUAGUCAGGCCUUGGCUUCGGUCCUGCGGGCCUGCCCUGCACUCAGCACUCUGCACCUCCGGGCCUGUGGCUUCGGCCCUGGUUUCCUCCUGAGCCACCAGGCAGCCCUGGGCCGGGCCUUCUUAGAUGCCAAGCACCUGAAGACACUGUCCCUGUCCUACAACAUCCUGGGCACCACCGCCCUGUCCCAGACCCUGCAGAGCCUGCCCGCCCAGACCCUCCUGCACUUGGAAGUCAGUUCCAUGGUGGCCAGCAAGACUGACCCGGGCCUGGUGGAACCCGUGGUCAGAUACCUGACCAAGGAAGGCUGUGCCCUGGCACACUUGAACCUGUCUGCAAACCACCUGGGUGACCAGGCAGUGAGAGACCUGAGCAGAUGUCUCCCUCUUUGCCCCUCACUUGUCUCACUGGACCUGUCUGCCAACCCCGAGAUCAGCUGUGCUGGCCUGGAGGAGCUCCUGUCUGCCCUGCAGGCGCGGCCCCAAGGCCUGAGCUUCUUGGGCCUGGCAGGCUGCACUGUCCGGGGUCCCCUCUGCCCCGGCCGCCCAGAGCCACGCGGGGCAUCAGUGGGAAGAGGGGGGGCAGGCAGAAGCGGAGACCUUUCCCGGAAGCUAACAGGCCCCAGGCAGUGGUGGCCUCGGCUCCAGCCGGCGAGGGGUCCUGGUGCAGGGAAGAUGGGCUCAGCCGUCAGAACGGUGCGAGGGGAGCCUGAAAUCCAGCUCCCCUCCUCACUGAGCCAGUGUCCCAGAAUCACCUGAACCCCCCGGGGCUCCUGCCCCUUCCCUUGCCACCGCCCUGCCACCCCCGCAGAUGGCCCGUGGCAUUGUCCUGGGACUGGGCUCCUGCUGCCGGGAGCUCCCCACCCCCCACCCCCACCUCACUCAGGCAGGGCCCGGGGUCAGGAGGCAAGGCUGGCCCUUCCCCCAGAUGCCAGCUCGGCAGACGGGUCAAAGGCUGAGAGGGAGCCUCGGGGAGCGGCCAGGCCAGACGCCACACCCAAGAGGCCCUCCCCAGCUGCCGAAGGAGAGACAAGCAGGCUCCCCGCGGGCUUUGGCCAUUUCCUGAGGAAUUCUCCAGGAGCCUGGGGGAGGGGAACAUGACUCAGCCCACCUCCCACAGGGAGACGCAGCCCAGGGCCCAGGAGGAGCGGCCCCACGUUCUCAAGGCUCUGGGGGUGCUUCAGCUCCCGGAGCCAGGGAGGACCCCUGGGAAGGGGUGGGAGGGGGCCCUCAGGUGGAAUGUCGGGGAGCAUCCUCGCUUGGGGGCACCCCGAGAAACAGCACUGCAGGAGGUGAUGCCCGAGGCCCUCAGGGGAGCAGCAGGCAGGAGUGGACCCCCGGGCCAUGCGUCCAGGGGCGGGGGCCCUCACCCCCGCAGGCAGCGGCUCCUGGGCCCGGAGGGGACCUGUCCUGGAUGCUCAGCCCGUGUCAGACAAGCACAGAGGCAGCAGGAAAUUCCAGGAGAGCUUCUCCCGCCCCACAACCACCUCAGGCCGCUCACCCCCCAGGCAGUGGCUCCUCGUUUUGGG
Molecule: messenger RNA, 4643 nt
Organism: Myotis brandtii (Brandt's bat)
Lineage: Eukaryota; Metazoa; Chordata; Mammalia; Chiroptera; Vespertilionidae
Gene: TONSL
Product: tonsoku-like, DNA repair protein
Exons: 25
Coding region: 1-3873 (1290 amino acids)
Molecular function (GO): protein binding
Source: RefSeq, a predicted model, not a curated record